AUGGGCUCAACCGAUAAAACCAAACGCAUUGUCUCUGCCGUCGCGGCGACGGUGGUCGCUCUUGCGGCCGGAACCAACUAUGCAUACUCAGCAUGGGCGCCUCAGUUCGGAGAACGGAUGAAACUUUCGUCAACCGAAGUCAACUUUAUCGGUGCGGCCGGUAACCUGGGAAUGUACGCCUCAGGCAUUCCCCUGGGCUUAUUGACUGAUGCUCGUGGCCCACGACUCACAACGCUGUUGGGUGCGAUAACGCUGGGAGUGGGGUAUUAUCCAGUCUAUUCAGCCUACGAGCAUGGUGAGGGAUCGCUAGGAGCAGUGCUUUUGUCUUUCUUCGUCUUCCUCACAGGCUUUGGGAGUUGCUCUGCCUUUUCGGCCUCCAUUAAGACAGCGGCAUCCAACUUUCCAGACCACCGCGGGACGGCAACUGCAUUUCCUUUGGCAGCCUUCGGAUUGAGUGCAUUUUUUUGGUCUACCGUCUCGACCAUCGCUUUCAAGGAUGACACUGGUCGAUUUCUCCUAUUGCUGGCGCUGGGAACAUUCUCUUUGAACACCGUUUCGAUUCCGUUUCUUCGAAUUUUGCCCCCCAGCGGCCCUUACGCGCCACUAUCGUCGUCUGAAUUGAGAGCAGAGUCUAGGCCGCUGCGCCGGACCAAGUCCUCCGAGUUCUCACCUCACGCAGGAGAAUCUGAUGAAGCAGGUACGCAGAGUUCUUCUACUCUUGAACCACAGCGUUCCGUGCGUGGCCGGUCGCAAUCCAUCGUAUCCAAUUCCCACUAUCCUGUACACAAUUCUGAUGUCGGUGAAACCUCGUCUCUGGUAUCCAAGUCGAGGUCGUCACAAGACUCCGUGAACGAGGGUCAUCCCAAACACAACACCGAAGAGGAUCAUGAUGAUGCUUUGUCUGACAUUGGCAUGGACUCACCCCACCCAGACAUUCGAGGCCUUGCAAUGCUCGCAAAGGUCGAGUUUUGGCAGCUUUUCCUGACCAUGGCGCUUCUUUCUGGUCUUGGAUUGAUGACUAUCAACAAUAUUGGCAACAGCACCAAGGCACUUUGGAAUCACUACGACGACAGCGCGUCUGCCAAGUUUAUCCAACAGCGACAGGUCAUGCACGUGUCCAUUCUGUCAUGCGGAAACUUUAUCGGCCGCCUUUCUAGUGGUAUGUGGCCCUAUAUGUUCGUAGUUCUGAAGCCGGCUAACCAUCCUCCACUCGUAGGCAUUGGGUCAGAUCUUUUGGUCAAGAAACUGAACAUGUCUCGUUUCUGGUGCCUGUUCAUUUCCGCAGUCGUCUUCACCGGAACCCAGCUUGCUGGCGCCAGCAUAGACAACCCUAACACAUUGGUUAUCGUCUCUGGUUUGACAGGAGUCGCGUAUGGCUUCCUCUUCGGCGUCUUCCCAUCCCUGGUCGCCCAUACAUUCGGUAUCGGCGGUCUCUCCCAAAACUGGGGCGCAAUGACCAUGGCACCCGUUCUGAGCGGCAAUAUCUUCAACAUGCUUUACGGAAGCAUUUACGACAAGCACUCUGUUGUCGGUCCGGACGGCGAGCGGGACUGCCCUGAUGGACUAGGCUGUUACCAAGCCGCGUACUAUACCACGUUUUUCUCCGGUCUUGCCGGAAUUGUGGUUUGUCUUUGGAGUAUCACGCGUGAGAAGCGGAUCCACGCUCACAGCAAAAAAGCUGAGCAUGAGCGUCUUGCUUAG
This is a messenger RNA of Aspergillus chevalieri, 1701 nucleotides long. Its product is annotated as putative MFS transporter. Lineage: Eukaryota; Fungi; Ascomycota; Eurotiomycetes; Eurotiales; Aspergillaceae. Gene Ontology annotation, cellular component: membrane. The coding region runs from base 1 to 1701 and encodes 566 amino acids. The record is from RefSeq and is a predicted model, not a curated record. The transcript is spliced from 7 exons.